Herpailurus yagouaroundi (jaguarundi) is the source of this 2832-nucleotide messenger RNA. It is a transcript of the gene AGTR2, whose product is annotated as angiotensin II receptor type 2. Gene Ontology annotation, biological process: regulation of apoptotic process; immune response; G protein-coupled receptor signaling pathway. Bases 178 to 1266 code for a protein of 362 amino acids. The transcript has 3 exons. Lineage: Eukaryota; Metazoa; Chordata; Mammalia; Carnivora; Felidae. Gene Ontology annotation, molecular function: C-C chemokine binding; C-C chemokine receptor activity; angiotensin type II receptor activity. The record is from RefSeq and is a predicted model, not a curated record. Gene Ontology annotation, cellular component: membrane; external side of plasma membrane.
AUCUGGUGCUAUUACGUCCCCGAGUCUAAGGGAACGAAAAAGCACAGAAUUCAAAGCAUUCUUCAGCCUGAAUUUUUAAGGGGUGCACUUAGGAACUAGGCAAGCUGAUUUAUGAUAACUAAAUUUUAAACCCCAACAACCAGAGGCAUAAGAAUUAGGAGCUGCUGACCUUUCAGUAUGAAGGGCAACUUCACCCUCGCCGCCAUCAGCAAAAACAUCACCAACAGUCUUCACUUCGGACUCGUGAACAUCGUUGGCAACCAGUCUACCUUCAACUGCUCGCAUAAACCGUCAGAUAAGCACUUAGACGCAAUCCCUGUCCUCUACUAUAUCAUUUUUGCGAUUGGAUUUCUUGUCAAUACUAUUGUGGUUACACUGUUUUGCUGUCAAAAGGGCCCUAAAAAGGUGUCCAGCAUUUACAUCUUCAACCUGGCUGUGGCUGACUUAAUGCUCUUGGCUACUCUGCCUCUCUGGGCAACCUAUUACUCUUACAGAUAUGACUGGCUCUUCGGCCCCGUCAUGUGCAAAGUUUUUGGCUCCUUCCUGACCCUGAACAUGUUUGCGAGCAUUUUUUUCAUCACCUGCAUGAGUGUCGAUAGGUACCAAUCUGUUAUCUAUCCCUUUCUGUCUCAAAGAAGGAAUCCCUGGCAAGCGUCUUACAUAGUUCCCCUGGUCUGGUGUAUGGCCUGUGUGUCCUCGCUGCCAACAUUUUAUUUCCGAGACGUCCGAACCAUUGAGUAUUUAGGAGUGAAUGCUUGCGUUAUGGCUUUCCCACCCGAGAAAUAUGCCCAAUGGUCAGCUGGCAUUGCCUUAAUGAAAAAUAUCCUCGGUUUUAUUGUCCCUUUGAUAUUCAUAGCAACGUGCUAUUUCGGAAUCCGAAAACACUUACUGAAGGCCAACAGCUAUGGGAAGAACAGAAUAACGCGCGACCAAGUCCUAAAGAUGGCGGCUGCUGUUGUUUUGGCAUUCAUCAUCUGUUGGCUUCCCUUCCAUGUUCUGACCUUCCUGGACGCUCUGGCCUGGAUGGGUGUCAUUAAUAGCUGUGAAGUUAUAGCCGUCAUUGACCUGGUACUUCCUUUUGCCAUCCUCCUGGGAUUCACCAACAGCUGCAUUAAUCCCUUUUUGUACUGUUUUGUUGGUAACCGGUUCCAGCAGAAGCUCCGCCGGGUGUUUAGGGUUCCAAUUACUUGCCUCCAAGGCAAGCGAGAGAGCAUGUCGUGCCGAAAAAGCAGUUCCCGUAGAGAAAUGGAGACCUUUGUGUCCUAAGCGUGCGAGUGGAACGCAGGGUGACAGCACGGCCACCUGGUUUGAGGUUCCCUGGAAUUAUCUUUUGGAUGGCUCGAGUGACAUGAUAAGUUUUGCCCUUGAUGGAAUCUGGUCUCACUGUUCCAGAACAGGAAACCAAACGUAGCUGGAAGUUUGAUCCAGCGACUUUCAGGAAUUGCCCCUUUCCUGCAGUCUAUCGGCACAAGGCUGUCGUUGGGAAGACAGAUCCGUAACCUAGCAGUAACUGAGGAUUUAUCUCAAGUUAUCAUUAAUAACAAAUUGUGAAUGGUGAUUUGGGGUUUCAGAUUUCUCCUGGACGAAUGAUGAAGUUUUUUUUUUUUUUUAUUGGUUUUUUAUGUCCACUUUUCAUCAGGCUUCCCUCUUGAACCAAGGGCAGUUUUUUAACUCCUUGCAUUAUUUACAUUUCUAAGUGAAGUAUACUGCAGUAGAUUGGUACUGAAUUAUUCAGGCUCUAGGCAAAUGCCUUCAACUUUAAAAAAAUAUUAUGAGUAAUCACCUUUUACAUUUUACUUGAGCGUAGGUUUAUAUUUAAGACAUAGCUACAUAUUGAGUAGGGCUAGGAAUAUAGAUUAGAUCACCUGUACUACAUUUAUCUUAUUUUUACAGUUAUAGGAAACAAAAUGUAUAAUAACGUAGAAAUAAUCUAGAUUUGAGAUUAACAAAUAUUUGAGUGUGCACUAACCUCUGAAUAAACACUUUUAAAAAAACUUUCUAUCCAUUUUAACUAUUGUUUGGAGAUUUCUAUGUUCUCUGAUAAUUUUUGGAAAACAAUAACUAAACACCGUGUAGUGUUGUAAAAUGCAAAGGUCACUUUUUACAUCCUUGACCUUUUGGUGCUUUGAUAUAUAGGAAGUUGGCUUGACUUUUAUUAUUGAUGCUCUCGUUCUGGGUUGCUUCCCAAAAUAUCUGCGUGGCUUCUUUAACUCUUUAAUUUGUAAUAAACCUUUAACUGGCUAGGAAAAAUUUAUGCCAGGAUGGAGUUUUGAUACCCAAGGAGACAAAGAGGUCCAGCAAAUGACAACUUUGGUGUCACAUAAAAACCCCUACCUGUCAGGGCAGUGUAAUGUGUCUUUGAAAGUAGAGACCACGGGCAGACUGAACUUGUACGGGUGGAUUCUGUUUCUUCCAGAUUUUAUAGGAUUCUGUGGCACUCUCUUAAAUCAAUCGCUGGUCCAUAGACCUCUUUUUCCACACUAUUAGCACUCCUGUCAGGAGUACCUAGAGUUUACGUAGAGCAUGAGUCCUAAUUUUAGAAGUUAGACAUUUCAUUCUGCACCAGCCCCAUAUUAUACCAGGUUACCUAGGACCUUCCUAGACCAAUGCUGACCUCUGAGGUAGAAAUAAAUGUUUCAAGGACUUAGUGUUUCUGCCUUGUUCCAAGGCUAUAGAUUAAAGAAUUCUCUCACCCCACUUUCUGGGAAAUUCCUAAUUUCAUGUACUCUAUUAGUAUCAAUGAAACAAAUAGCUAAAUGUGUAACCAACUCUGACUUCAUAUCCUAAAUAAUUUUGUAAAACAUUGCAUAUAAAUAAAAUCUUGAAUUGGGA